Molecule: messenger RNA, 1579 nt
Organism: Molossus molossus (Pallas's mastiff bat)
Lineage: Eukaryota; Metazoa; Chordata; Mammalia; Chiroptera; Molossidae
Product: translation initiation factor IF-2-like
Exons: 2
Coding region: 76-1206 (376 amino acids)
Source: RefSeq, a predicted model, not a curated record
GACGUUGGGGGGUCUGCUCCCUCUGUUCCUGUGGGGUCCCUGCUACGAGGGCCUUCAGGGACCACCCUCAGCGAGAUGCCACCUUCACUGCCUGCUCCCCGGCUCUUCGUUCUCAGCACCAUCCCUGCCCAGCACCUGUGGGCCCCCCGGAUGUGCCCCCAGGGUAUGCUGCCCCCCAGGCAGGGUGCUGUCUGCCUGCUCACUCUGGAAGCCGGGCAGCUGGCGCGCGGUGGGCCCUCGGGACAUGCUCCUCGAGGGGGCGGAUGGCCCGGGGCCCCUCUGCUCCCUGCUGGUGCUGCACAGUGUCAGCCCUGCCCCCACCCUGCCCCCUCUGUGUCUGCCCGGGAGGGGGGGCGAGUCCGUCAGGGGGCAGCCGUGUACCUUCGUCACCGGGUCCCCCGUUCACUCCGUCCCGGACCCCCCGUGGCCCCGUCAGUGCCCAGCGUGGAGCGUGGAGCCUGGUUGGCUGUGGGCAGCGCCCGUCAAGCCGUCGGCCACUCCCUCAGCUGCACCUGCUCUCCUGUCUCCCGGGGUCUCCCCCGGAGGGGCGCCCACCCGGCCUCCGUGACCCCUCAUGCUGGACGUGUGGUGAGGCUACUCUUGACUCCACGGGUCAGGUGGGCACAGACCUCGGCGGCUCUGGCCUCCCCCCUGUCGCACAGGCCCCGCUGGUCCCCCCGCCGCUGCCGGGGAGCCGCCCGGGACACCUGUUCUCACCUGGGCCGUCGGUUCUGUGUUCCCAGGGCAGGUGACAGGGACUUGCUCCCAGCUGGUUGCUCCUCCCUGACCACAGCCCUCGGGUGGGGGUGGGGGGUCGUCAUGAUCUCCCCCUACUCCCUCGGGCGCAGACCACUGAGUGGCCUCUGCCACAGUGAGCGGCAUCCUCCUGCGUGGGCAGGUCCUGGGGUGGGUGCCGGGGGCCGGGGCGCACGUCAGGACGGUGGUGCCGGGCUCCCGCCCACAGCAGAGCCGAGGGCACCUCCUCCCCCCUGCUGGCGGGUCUCACCCCAGGUGCUGGUCUGUCUGCUCCUCAUUCUGGAGCCCCUGCGUCCUCUCCUGUCUGCAGGUCAAUGCCUGACCCGCUGUGGCCCCUCUGGCGCCCCCUUCACCACAGUGGGCUGGGCCCAUCUACCAGGAGGCCAUGUGAGGGGACUGCAGGGCUUGGGGAGCCUCCCAGGCCCCACACCGCUGCCUCCCCACCCCUGAGCGACGCCCUCCCCACCUCGGUCCUUGGGCAGAGCUCAGGACACACUGGCCUCGUCUCCCGCGGGGACGACUUCCGUGCGAGCUCUGCGCGCCUCACAGAGCCUCCCCGCCCGCGGCUGUUCUCAUUAGCCGUGUUUUGAAAGCAGAUCCGCUUAAUUGCAAACAGUACUAAGUGCCGGUGUACAAAUCAAGUCAUUGGUGUCGAGAUGCAGAAACUGCUCUCGGUGAGCAGCUCGGACAGACCUGGCGACCCCUCUGGGCGGCCUCAGCGGACAGCAGCGUCCGGCUCACCCCUCAGUGUCGGAGGUGGCAGCAGGUGGGGUGAGGAGCCCCACCAGAGAGAGAUGGAAACAUGGAUGAGAGAGAACAUCGA